CUAGGUUUUUGGAGGUGAAAAUGCUUAUUUUUAUCCCGACAACGGUGAUGCCUUGAUCAUCUGCAGGAAUAAGUUAACAAUGUUUCCUUCAGCUUAUUUGUUUGUUUAUUCAUUCUUUUGUUUGAAAGGAUUACUUGUUUGCACAUCGGGUGCUUUUAAUUUAACGUCGACGAAGGAGACACUAACCGUGUCUCCCGAAUUUACUGGUAGUAGUAUGGAUACAAACAGUGAUGAAAGCAUUACACUUGUGUCGAAUUUAAGUCAAACAAAAAGCGAUGUUGAAUUUAAGACUACUGUGAAUUAUGCAACUUUAUUUUACGACUUGUCAAAGACUGAGACAGAAAACCCCGAAACUUCAAAAUUGGGGAUGUAUAUGAAAACUCAAGAUUCGACAAUAAUAUCCGAAACAUCACAGGUACCAUCAAAAGCAAAGACGUCAAGGCAAGACGUGUCUACUUUGGAAAGUACUUCACAUACUGCAAAUGUAAGAGAAGAUGCGACAGAAGAAACAAGAUCAUUCACGGACGACACUAGAACUGUUGCAUUAUUAUCAUCUGAGUCACAAUCUAAAAGACCAGACAGAAGUCAAUUCAGUACAAACAUUCAAAUGAAAACAGAUUCGUCAUCACAAAGUUACAAAGAAGAAAUAACUACCUUAGAAACCAUUCAAGCGAGUGAUACGUAUAAAACCGAAGCAAAAUAUAACGGCACAUCCGAUGGUGUUGCAAUCCGGAACAGUUCUAUUACCAACAUUACAGAGAUCAGUUAUUCUUUAUCUUCGGACAAAACUCCCUAUAUUACAGAAACCGCAGACCUAAUUGAUAUGCCUGAUGAUAAGACAGUUAAAGUAGAACAGACUACUAUUUCUCAUACAUCUGAAAUAUCGAGCAGUAUGUACAUCAGAGAUGAAGAAAAAACUAAUGGUUUAAAUUAUUUCACUUCUAAACACACAACGGAGUCUGCCUUUGAAAGUGACACAUCAACAUUUAUUAACACACCUGACAAUGACAAGAAAGAUAUUUCCACAAGCAGUAUUAAGCAACAGUCAAAUGAACAAGUUUUCCAACUUACAGGUAUAACAACAAUGGAAAGAUCUGUGGUAACUGUAGGAGGAAGUGACUAUCCUAGUACGAAAGGAGAAAUUAAUGACAAUACAAACUUUCCAACAGUUGCCACUGAAAAGGAGGAAAGACAAUAUGAUGAUGAAAGUGCUGCAGGAACAACCAUAAUUACUUCAUCUGAACAAUCUGCCACUGAAAACGAAUCUACAGAAAAUCAACAAAAUUAUACAACUCCACCAUCUGUCACACCAAGUUCUGAUAUAUAUGAUUCGACAGGUCAAGGUCCUGAAAUUUUAAGUGAGGAUGGAUUUUUGUUAGUGGACCUUGAUAACACGGGCGUCCAAUCUGGGCAUUUAUCAACUACACCGCCGAAUCAAUUUUCUGCCGAAAGAUAUUUAAUAAGCAGCACCAAAGAACUUGCCACUGAUGUUACUGACGAACCGGUAAAGUCUCCAACUGCCAAUGAUGAAACUAAUGCAGUUGUUAGUAUUUCGAGCAAGAAAAAAUACGUAACUUCUAUUUCCACAGCUAUUCUUCCAGAGUUAACGGUGAAUCCAAAUGCAAAUGCCACCGUCGAUGAACACAGUUCAAUAUUCAAAGGUAAAAGUACCACUGAUUUAUAUAGAAACGUUAGCUCUUCAGUAUCAAUAAAUGAUAAAUCUGAAUCAAAUUAUAGUAAUACAGGCUUCACAAAUCCGGUGUCUGAGUCAACAACAAAAGAAAGUCAACUUAACACAGAAAGUAUCAACAAAACAACCAACGCUGCAUCAACAGGAAAGUUUAACAAUGGUUUUACAAAUUUAUCACAAUCUAUUAGACUUUUAGAACCGAAAGAAUUCUCCACUGUAAGUAAACAUGAUUUGAGUUUGUCUGCAUCUGAAAACUCAUUUACACAAAUAGCUUCAACUGCAAAUAAAAAAAGCAACACCGACAUAGAAAGUUCAACAGAAGCACAUCUUGAAGUCAGCUCUACUAUUGAUAGCAUAACAUCAGCACCAAAUAUUUAUAAACAAAUUGAAUCAGUGACAGACGGUAAGAAGAACAUUGAGAAUGAAGGCGAUGUUGACAUGUCUUUUUCAACCUCUGUGACUGACAUUGCACAAAUCAAUCAUGCUUCAGAAACGUCGACAGUAUUUUUACAACAAACAUAUGAUAACUCUGAAAAGGUAGACAACUCUUUCUUAAAGGUAACAAAUCAGUUUACACAAGAAAAGACGAGUGAAGGCUUUCACGAUGUUUCAUUUAAAAGAUUACUUAAUACCGAAACAGUAGAUAAUACAUACAUAACAGAAAAAUCGAUAUCUUUUGACACCGAUUUAGAUGAAUUUGUCUUUGAUGAAAGUCUUGAAUCACAAACAUACGUUCCAACAUCGUCAGAAUCAGAUGAUUUAGGAAUUGAUGGAACUUCUCAUUUUCUUAAAAAAAGGUCAUUCGAACAACCAAGUAAUUAUAACGAAUUAACAAGUCAUGAUCAGAAAGAAGUUACAAUUUCUACUCUUCAUGGUCAUACAAACACGUUGAAUACGAAUAAAAAUUUAGAUAGUUCCCCGAUAAAAAAUGGAACAAAAACUUAUUUUGAAGGACAUAUCUCGAUAACUACUGAUUCAACAUAUGUCGAUGAAGUAGAAACAAAUUCAGGAUCGACAAUGUCAAUGACCGAAAGGACUGGUUCAUCAGAAAAUACGUCUUUUGAAAUAAGGCUCAAGAACGCAACGGUUAUAAGUUUUAAAAACGAAACAAAGGAGACAGGGUUAUCUUAUACAAGUGAAACAACAAGUCACCCGGAGGACACUUCAGUGAGUACCACAAGUUCUAUCAAGACGUUGCCGUUUGGUGUAAUGACUUCUCAAACAUUAGAAGAAAUAUCGACAGAAAACAAUCAGAAGCUUAACGACGAAGAUUUCAUUACCAUUAGUACGCCAAAUAUUGCGAAGACAGAGGGUACACAUGUAAGUGACAUUUCUAUAAAAAUGACCCCAACGAUUACUGAUCAUUUAGAGUUAUAUGAUAAAAGUCUGCCAGAAAAUUUAUUUACAAUCAGUUCAACUGAUAAAUCAAUUAAAACAAGACAAACCUUUGACACUUCACAAACAAAUUUGUUUGAUGAGCAAAAUACUCCAGGAUUAGAUAAUACUAAGGCAGAAAUAAGUUCAAAUGCUUAUUCAGAAAAGUCUAAAACAAAAACAUUAGAAACAUCAACAGUUGGGACAGAAAACGACUUGUCAACUUUGGUAUAUAAUGAUACCAAAGAUUCAAAAAUAUAUUCUAAUCAGAAUUCGAUGACAGGCGUUGCAACCAGUCUAGUAACAAUUAGUCACGAUACAUCUGGAGGACCGAUAAACCAAUCAGUUGAAGAUAUUUUUCAUACACAAUCACACCUAACCGAAGAUGAGUUGUCUCCAUCAAAUGGCAAUUCCACAAAUUUCAAUACAAAUCAUUUGACAAUAGAAUCUACAUCGUCAAAAAGUGUGGGCAAAUCUUCCACAAUAAUAAAUUUUGAUAAGACAUUUACACAAAAGGCUAGUGAUGUUCAAGAAGUAUCAAAAAAACUGUAUUCACUGGAAUCAUCAGUUAGUGGCAAUACUGUCAAGUUGUCAACUGUUUCAAUAUAUCCGGUUAAAACUGAAACAUACGUUGAUUUUACACAAACCAGUCCUGGUCAAGUCAAUGGUGAAUCCUCUCUACAAAAAGAUGCAUAUACAAUGCAAACCACUGUAAACGAUAUAUCGUCUAUUAGUAUGAAUCGUCAGACGAUGUCAGAAGAACCAAAACAGAAUUUUGAAAAAUUUACGGUCAAAAACAUUGCAACAUUUUCAUCCGACGAUCCCACUGUAGAAAUUGCCUUAAGCACGCCAGAUAACGGCUUUUCCUAUACAGAACAAAAUUCAAGAGACAGAGGCUUGAUUUCUACAAACGAUUACACAGCAUCAUCUCCAAAAUUAGGAAGUGAAAGUGACAGACCUUCAACAAUGUCUCUUAAUAGGAAAGACGAAUCAAAUCGUUCGGCCGAAGUGACUAUUGAUUCUACUGAGACAAGCACAUUUGGAGAUGACAGUGAAUUGUUGCAACAAACUACUCCAACUGCUAUGAAAAAUGUAGCUUUAGGUACCACAAAUGACAAUCGUGUUACUUCUGGAAACGGCGGUACUCUAUAUACAAAGCUAAUAUCAAAGUAUGACAACACUUUUGUGUCUCAAGUAGACGCACGCAGUUCCCCAUCUGAUGCUUAUGCUACCAAUCUUUCUACUGAUCAAUCAUCUAGAACUAAAGUAGUUACUGUGGAAGGCGAUACUAUUUCACAGGCUCAAAGCACUUCCGAUACAAUUAAUGAUAUAUUCAUCAAUUCACAUCGCGUUAUACGCGACACAGGUAGUACUUUUAACGCUCAAUCCUCCACUAAAAUUAGUGGGCACGCUAUUUCAAGUCAGCAAUCCAGCGCAACAAUUUCAUCUCACCAAAAUAAUGAAAGUUCUGUUCAAAUUACUGAUAAAAUAACUUUAUCCGAUAAAGGCGAGAUGAAUGAUAAUGCUUUAACUAGGGAAUAUGUAUUAUCGACUGUGCAAAAUGAGAUAAACACCAAACUAAAUACUUCACAAGCAAAUCCAUUGACAAAUGAAAAUGAAAUAGCAACAGAAAUAACAACAGAAGGUACAUACCAUACGACAAAUAGUUUCCUUUCCAACCAUUCUGAUGUCACCAAUAGAAGUAAUUCGUCCAUUUCUGUAUUGAAAACUACCAUGUCUUUGGUUUCAGAUACUGUUGACACACUUAGACAACCGGAUGUAUCUGACAAAGAAUCUGGUGUUCAGGAUUUCACUCCUGUAUCAACCGUCCAAGGUUAUUCUGAAACACCCACUUCUGUCUCUUCAAUACCAAUAUUUAAUACAAAACCAAUCACUUCUGUCCAAGAUACUGAAAACACUGAACGCAUCUUUAACGAUAUAACAAAAGACACAAUGUCAGAAGGUUCAAACAAUGCGACACCGAUUUCAAAUAUAAUGUUUUCUAGCCAAUACGACUAUGACUCUGUUGCAACUGAAGAUCAUUUAGAAUCUAGUUCUAUAUCAUCAAUUCCUGCUAAUCAUGUAAAAAUGACAACGAUACAUAAAACAACAUUAUCAGCUUCAAGUUCAAUCGAAGAUAAUUUUGACAGAGAUACUAGUAGUUCAACAAAAACUGAGAAGGUUACUUCACUUGAAACCUUAAUUAGCAAGGAUGAUUACGUAUCAGGCUCGGAACAGCCUAGUUCAAAAGUGUAUGAAAUUCCAAAUGCAGAAAAUGGUACGACAGUUUCUGUUAUAACACAUGCUAUUGCUUCAAAAAAUGACAUUCUUGUACCCGAUACUACAACAAACGUGUUUGACACCUUUUCCCAUAAGUCAAGCACUGACGUUAGUAACAAAGAAGAGUUUGUGACAAACCACAAAACUAGCAAUCGAACUGAUCAUAUGCAAUAUCUUAACUUGACUGUUUCAGAUGAAAUUACUACUUCUCAAACAAAUGCUCAUGAUGAAUCGAGUUUCCAAGAAGUAACUAGAAAUAUUUUAAAUCAAAGUCAUGAUGAUAUGAUUCUGGAUAAUUUAUAUAAUUCAACGACAAAAUCUUUCUCUACAGUGCAAAAUUUUACAAAGGGAGACCUUUCAGGCGACGUCCAAACUGAAUCUUUAACAUCUUUUGUCAGCAAAACAUUAAAAAUUUAUCCUGAUGAAACCUCAACCUCACAAUCUUCACCCCAGUCAUAUAAUGAAUCAACAAAAGUAACAAAUAGCCGUCCAGAUACAAUCAAAAUAACUGAAAGUAUUUCAUCAAUUCCCAGCACAAUUUCAAGUAAGGACAAGAAAACAAGUUUGACAGGAAAAUCAGCUCGUGUUACUAGUCAAUCAGAUUAUACUACGUACGUAGCAAAUAAAUCAUCGGUUGAAACAACUUCCAGCUAUGUAUCAAAUGCCACCAAUACCUUUGGUGGGAAAAGCAAAAUCAUUACACAAGAAGUAUAUGAUUCCACAAUGAACCUUCAAACUUUUAACAAAAGGGAAACAAUUGAAAUGGGAAAUAUUACACUAAUAAGUACGCCAAGCACUCAUAUAAUUGACAUAGACCAUCAAGGCUUGACAGAUUCAUAUAAGGUAACAACAAAUGAUAAAGCAGGACCGAGAUCAACAGAUUUAGAAAAGGAAACUACAUCUUUAGAUAAUAAAGGAACCAUACUUUCUUCAAAUACCCACUUAAAAGGUCUGACCACAUCAGAAACCCUCCCUACUUCGGAUGAUGAGGAAAAAACAACAAGUGAUUAUUUAAGUAGUCAAUCUGUAUCUAUAUUAGAUGAUCCGACGUCCAUAUUUGUGUCUGGAAAUAUUAAAACUGAAUGGCACUUGUUCUCAGGUAGCACCGUACAAACACAUCAUUCAAAGCCAGUUCUACUUAGAGAAGCCAUCUCUAAAUCGACAAUAUCAGAUGGUGGCAGCUUUAUUUCCGAUACUAAUCAUCCGAAAUAUAUCACUGAAACAACCGAGGAACAAGUUUAUUCAUCAAGUCAUACUGGAGGACAUGUUACAGAUUUUCAAAUUACAUCACAUACAUCUCAAUCUACAACGUCACUCUACUCAUUUGGCACAUUUACAAAUCUACCGACAGAUGACAGACGUACAGAGUUAUCUUUGACCAGCGACAUUAAGACAACAACACAGACAACUGAAAGCGAAAUAGAUUAUUUGACUUUGGACGAUAAAUAUGCUAAACAUUAUGCGCUCAAUAUUGAAUCUACUGUUUCAGACGAUGAAGAAGUUCUACCAAUGACAACAACAGAGGAAAUUGAACCUGAAACUGAUAGCAAUACUGCGACUUUAAUAGAUGAAAGAACUACAGUUCCGACUUCGUACACACAAAUACCACAAUAUACCUCAAGCACAGAUUUGUUCAAGAAUGAAAACCAUACCUUUGGCAAUAACAGAAGCGAUACAGUCGAAAUUUCAUAUACUACCGAGACAAUUGAAAAGAAAAUGACAGAAAUUUCAACUACUGAUACGGAGGUAGGCACAUCGAAUCAUAAUCUAUCAAAAACUACAUCUAAUAGUUCCUUUUCAACUAUGUAUUCUAUAGAAAACAGUUCUUUUUCAAGUGGUAUCCCUGAUACGAAUACUGAAAGCAUUGAUAUAACAAAUGAUAACAAUGAUACACAUACUUACAUGGGAAUAAAUGACGUGUCGAAGAAAAUAACAAAGGCAAUAGAUUAUGUUCAAGAUCAAAGCAAUAAGACAACAUCUGUUACCUCUGUACCAGAUGAUGAAAGAGGUGAUCUCAUUACAGUAUUAAAUGAUGUAACUACACAAUCAAACACACUAUUAAAUGAAAAGGAAUCUACACCGGCAAAACAAAAUCCUAGUUUGGUUACUUCUUCCACUAACACUGAACCAACAGUGCAAAAUGAGAACUUCAUAAAUGUUUCCGCUAUAGGUCAAUCAUUAAAUGACAAUAAAAACACACCAUCUGUCUAUUCACCUACUGAAUUUGCUACAGAAAGUGACAUCGACAUAUUAAGCACUGGUAGUUUUUUCACCGAAACAACUAAAGUUUUGGAAAACGGACUAAGUAUACAUGAUUCGACAAUUUCAUGGCCCAAAACUAAAAAUUUCUUUGUCAUUUGA
Molecule: messenger RNA, 7705 nt
Organism: Ruditapes philippinarum (Manila clam)
Lineage: Eukaryota; Metazoa; Mollusca; Bivalvia; Venerida; Veneridae
Exons: 2
Coding region: 80-7705 (2541 amino acids)
Source: RefSeq, a predicted model, not a curated record